AUCAUCGAAUCAUCAUACCACUAAUACUAUCGACGCGAUCUAUGCUCGGCCUGUACUAUAUUUAACUUUCUACUACUAUUGUCGUACGAUUGAUCAUUUCUCAAUUCUCUUCAUCCCAACGGCUACACUCCCAAUGUCCUCGUCCAUUCCCACCCCCUCCGCCUCCAACAGACCCUUCCAGUCACAAUUUGCUGGCGACCAGGACCAACCAGGAUCAUUUUACCGAAACCUCUUCUAUAUCCUCGUUGGCCUCCUAUGCGCCUUUUCUCUCUUCUCCUUCUUGACACUCAUGCGGGCCAGGCGAAGGAGACGGGCUGUAAUUGAUGAAGCCCUGAGAUUAGGAGUAAUGGUGCCAGGUGUGCCAGGCUACGUUCCCCUUCAAGAUCGUCAGGCUUUGAUGUGGAUGAAGAGUGAUGGGAAUCAGCUUCCAGACUGGUGGGAAAUCGGAAAGUUGAAGGGCCCAGAUGACCCGCCUCUUUUGAAUGAAGAAGGCCGUUCCAAUGGUCCCAUGGAUCAGCAGAACUCUGUAGCUCCACCUACCGGCGAUCUGCACCAACGGCAAACAAAUCAAGAGUCUUCCUCUCACAAUUCGGACUUCUUUCAACCACUUGCCAUCAUCCCUCCAGUCGCCACCGAAACUUCGGCACAGCCUAUUCCGACAUCCAAGCUUAAAUUUUUCCCCAACCACCUUGCUUACCGACCUUCUGCCCUUCUGCCCCCACCCGCUCGGUUUAACGAUAUUAAUUCUGAAAAUAUGAUGGAGAAGUUGGAUCAGUUGAAAGGGAAUGUGGUCGAGGUGGUGACUGUCAUACAGAUGCCGGUCCCCUCCUGGACAGGAACUAGUACGGACGAUGGAGAUGUACAGGUCUUCAAAGAGUGGGGCGGUAUCGAGCUGGGAAUUACAAAUCUACGGGUAGCUGCUGAGUCGCACCAAGUUAGUUAACGUCUGGAGUUCCAGAGGAUUGUUAUUACGGAUCGUUUAUGUUGUCAUUUGGGUUUUCGGGUAUAAUAAUUAUGGCUUUGUAAGAGCGAGAUUUGGGACUAUUGGAGCUUCUUUGUAUACAUCAC
Cryptococcus deneoformans JEC21 is the source of this 1068-nucleotide messenger RNA. RefSeq lists its product as hypothetical. The transcript is spliced from 3 exons. The record is from RefSeq and is a predicted model, not a curated record. Lineage: Eukaryota; Fungi; Basidiomycota; Tremellomycetes; Tremellales; Cryptococcaceae. The coding region runs from base 134 to 943 and encodes 269 amino acids.